Nerophis ophidion (straightnose pipefish) is the source of this 1688-nucleotide messenger RNA. RefSeq names its product polymerase (DNA directed), gamma 2, accessory subunit (gene polg2). Gene Ontology annotation, cellular component: mitochondrion; cytoplasm. The transcript has 9 exons. NCBI's taxonomy places the organism in Eukaryota, Metazoa, Chordata, Actinopteri, Syngnathiformes, Syngnathidae. The record is from RefSeq and is a predicted model, not a curated record. Gene Ontology annotation, biological process: mitochondrial DNA replication. The coding region runs from base 131 to 1453 and encodes 440 amino acids.
CCUCGUGUGUCACCCGGAUGUGGGCGGAGACUUGUGCUUUUUUAAAUACAGAACAGAGUUAGCUGCAAGUCUAGGUGCUUGAAUAUAUGCUGACAGGGACAAGCGGUAGCAAAUGUAGGUGCUUGAAUAUAUGCUGACUGGGACAAGCGGGAGAAAAUGGACGGCUGCAUGGUGGUGGCCAGUUAGACACGUGAUGUUGACGUUGAGGACGAGAAGCGUGCGUCCUGCAGCCAGGCUGCUCACACAUGACGUCACACAUGACGUCACCCAUGUCAGCUCGCCUGCGGCCAGCAAACAACACUCGGACGAGGUGAGGACUUUGCUGCGAGUGUUCGCGGACACACACUUCAUCUCGCCCGGGGACACCAACCUGGGACUGUUCGGCCGUGGAAGGAGCUGCAGCUACGGACCGCUGGGCACGGAGCUCCGGAGGAAUGUGCUGCGGGAGUGGUGGUCCUCCGUGACGGGCUCCCGGGCCCAGGUGUUCGCCAUCAACACGCCCAACAGCACGCCUGGACACCUGGCCGUGACGUCACCUGACCACCUGCACAUGUCAGCCCUGCUCCGGAACAACUUACUUCACGGUGCGUUGGAACAAUUUGUCCCCUCCUUUGAGCUGGUGAACAAGAAUCUCCCUUUUGGCCUCGCUGAGACUGGUCGCUGUGUCCACUCCUCAAAAGAAGAUGGCUCUGCUGAAGUCACGUUGGCAUCUCUUGUGUGGUUCUGCUCGCCUCGCACGUCCUCUCCAUGGUUGGAGCACUGGGCGGGUCAGAGGCUUAAAUGGUGGAGAAAGUUCGCCCUGGCUCCGUCCGGCUUCAGCAGCCGUGACGUCCCUCAGGAGGAGCUGGAAGGGCCGGCGUCCCGAGGCGUGAAGAUCUUCUACGAGUUCCCGUGGGGCCAGGAGCCCCUGGAGGUGCUGUGGAGCCGAGGAGACGGCGAGCUGACGUUUGCGCACACGGGCGAGCGGUCCAAGCUGCUGAGUCCAAACGGCCGCAAAUCCAUUCCUCACGUGCUUUCCAUCACGGGGACGGUGGAGCGUGGUUUGUUGGCCUUCCUGUGCAACUCCCUGCACUUGCACAAGAGAGAAGAUGGCAGGCAAAGAAAGAUGCUGAAGUUGCAUCCACUGUUGGCGCCAAUCAAGGUGGCGUUGGGUAUUGGCAGAGGAGCCACCGUGGAGCUGAGGCAGGUGUGUGAAGGCCUGCUGCAGGAGUUGAAGGAAGCAAACAUCUCCGUCUGGCCAGGACAUCUUGAAGCCACAUCCACACCGCUGGAGCAGCUCCACUGCAAGUAUGACCAGAUGGGCGUGCUUUUUAGCGCGGUCAUCAGCGACAAGACGCUGGAGAGCGGCCUCCUGCAGGUGCGCAGCAGGGACACGGCCGUCAAAGAGACCAUGCACAUCUCCCACCUGAAGAACUUCCUGUGCAGAUACAUCUCUGCUGCACACAACAUGUAAAUCACUAUCCACAAAUAUAGUCAACGUUUUAGGAGGAACUUUACCCAAGCUUAACUCAGCAUUUCGCAUAAGAUAGGGGUGUCCAAACUUUUUCCAGGAAAAAAAUCCAAACCGUGCGAGGGCUUUUGAUAUUUUUCAUUUUUAAAGCAAUAGAUUUGUUUACCUUUAGGGAUCCCCUCAGGUUUGUUAGCAGGCACCCACAUUCAGUCAUUAAAAUCUUAAGAAAAAUGUCAAA